This is a messenger RNA of Labrus mixtus (cuckoo wrasse), 1804 nucleotides long. RefSeq names its product glucose-6-phosphate 1-dehydrogenase-like. Gene Ontology annotation, molecular function: NADP binding; glucose-6-phosphate dehydrogenase activity. NCBI's taxonomy places the organism in Eukaryota, Metazoa, Chordata, Actinopteri, Labriformes, Labridae. The transcript is spliced from 13 exons. The record is from RefSeq and is a predicted model, not a curated record. Gene Ontology annotation, cellular component: cytosol. Gene Ontology annotation, biological process: pentose-phosphate shunt, oxidative branch; glucose metabolic process. Bases 146 to 1702 code for a protein of 518 amino acids.
ACUAUGUAAAUGUUUGCGCAACAUUUGUUAAAGGAGUGGUUUAGGAGAAGGACACAUUCCUGCCAAUUACUUUCAGCCCUGUCUGUGCUGACCUGAAAUAAAUAGGGAAAUGAGAGUGUCAACAAGAGGGACAGUGUGAGACCAAAUGGACCGGAAGGUGAGCACUGAGCCUCUGAGUCGUUGUGAGGUGUUUGGACAGCUCAGGAGGGAGCUCUAUGGAGAGCGGCAGUCCAGCCAAUCCAGCACACACAUAUUCAUCAUCCUCGGAGCCUCUGGCGAUCUUGCUAAAAAGAAGAUCUAUCCAACUUUAUGGUGGUUAUUCAGAGAUGGGCUCCUCCCAGAUGACACCUACUUUGUGGGUUUUGCUCGAUCUAACCUGACCAUCGAAGACAUCAAGACAGCAUGUCUGCCUCAUCUGAAAGUCACUGAUGAAGAGACCGAGAGCCUCUCAGCCUUCUUUAGUAAGAACUCAUACUUCAGAGGCCGGUAUGACGACAACGGUUCCUUCGCGCAGCUUGAGGCUCAUCUGUCAUCUCUGCCAGGGGGAGUGGAUGCCAACAGGCUCUUCUACCUGGCUCUGCCCCCCACUGUCUACCACCAUGUCAGCACAAACAUCAGAGCCCACUGCAUGGGUCGCAAAGGCUGGAACAGGGUGAUUGUUGAGAAACCCUUUGGCCGGGACCUCCAGAGCUCACAGGAGCUGUCAGCCCACCUGUCCGCCCUGUUCGUGGAGGACCAAAUCUACCGCAUAGACCACUACCUGGGUAAAGAGAUGGUCCAGAACCUCAUGGUACUCAGGUUUGGAAAUCGCAUCUUUGGACCCAUAUGGAACAGGAACAGCGUUGCAUGUGUGGUCCUCACCUUCAAGGAGCCUUUUGGCACGCAGGGCAGAGGAGGAUACUUUGAUGACUUUGGCAUCAUAAGGGAUGUCAUGCAGAACCAUCUCCUGCAGAUGCUCUGUUUGGUUGCCAUGGAGAAGCCUGCCUCCACCAGCCCAGAUGAUGUGAGGGAUGAAAAGGUGAAGGUGUUGAAGAAUAUAGCUCCUGUUGCUGUGUCGGAUGUGGUGCUCGGUCAGUAUGUGGGGGACCCAAAUGGGGAGGGCCACUCCAAGUUGGGAUACCUUGAUGAUCCCACUGUACCGGAAGGCUCCUGCACACCAACAUUUGCCACCGCAGUGCUCUAUGUCCAGAAUGAAAGAUGGGAUGGGGUUCCUUUCAUCCUCCGCUGUGGUAAAGCUCUGAACGAGCGAAAGGCAGAAGUGCGUUUGCAGUUCACCGACGUGCCAGGAGACAUCUUUAACGAGCGCUGCCAGAGAAACGAGCUGGUGGUGCGGGUGCAGCCAGACGAAGCAAUCUACCUGAAGAUGAUGACCAAGAGGCCGGGGGUUUACUUCAGCCCGGAAGAGACUGAGCUUGACCUCACAUACAAGAGCAGAUACAAGAAUGUGAAGCUCCCAGAUGCUUAUGAGCGACUGAUCCUGGAUGUCUUCUGUGGAAAUCAGAUGCACUUUGUGCGCAGUGAUGAGCUGCGGGAGGCCUGGAGGAUCUUCACCCCACUUCUGCACCAAAUAGAGGCAGAGAAGAAGAAUCCCACCCCUUACACCUAUGGAAGUCGGGGUCCAAACGAAGCAGACGAUCUUGUGAAGAGGGUGGGAUUCCGCUAUGAGGGGACAUACAAGUGGGUGCAUCCCCACAAAAUGUGAUACCUUCUAUCUCACACUAACGUGCACAUGAACACACAAACACACAAACACACAAGCACACGCUAUUGUUGGCAAGAAAAUAAAGUUUACUGCACACUUUUU